CCUGGUCUCUCCAGUCCUGUUAUUACCGUGCUUAACGGCGUAGAUCCUAUUUCCCUCCGGCUUUAAUUUUUUAUUAGUCGCGACAUAUAUUCGCGUACAUUCACCAUUUUUCUUCGUCGCGCUUUCUUCUUGGAUCUCCCGUCAUCGUCCGUGCAGUUGAACGUGAUUGAGUAUUAGUGAAUGUGUCAGGAAGUAUGUAAAUUCGAAAGCAUCUCCCAAUCCCUUGAAACGUGUCACUUGUGACAAUUAUCUCACGAGGAAAGGAAAGCUUAAACGAGUCUCACGCCCCGCUACGCCGUGAGUUUCGUACUUGAGAGCGAUACCUUCUACAUCAGGAUGAAGUAUUCCCCUUCGAUUUUGCUGUUAUCCAUAUUCCUCGGCCUAUAUGUCGUCUGUUGGUCAUCGCAGAGCAAUAUGCGAUGUCCUCCGGUACACUUGAAAAACGGGAAAGUACGUAUCAGGGCGAGAGGUCGGAUUAUGAGAUACGACUGUUUUGAAGGAUACCUCCUCGUGGGCAACAAAUACACUUCGUGUAUGCAUGGCAAUUGGGACACACCUGUUCCUGUGUGCGUGAGCACAAAAUGCACUCCGCCGCCAAGACCGCCUCACAUGUUUAUGGUCUCAAAAGCGCGCGGAGGGAUACUGAUGUUCUUUUGCGAACCCGGCUACAGCCUAAUCGGCUCAGCUGAGAUAUACUGCGAUGGACGCAAUUGGAACUCAUCGGUUCCUUCUUGCCAAGACUCGAAUAUACCCCCGCCGACAAAGUGCGACUUCGAGGAUCGGGAUCUCUGCAUGUGGCAGCCGGAUCCGCAUCACGACUUCGACUGGAAACGCCAUAAUUUUGCGACAUCGAGUGCGAUCAUCAGCACCGGUCCCACGCAUGACCAUACCCUAGGGCCUGGAAAUGACGGUCACUAUCUUUUUACCGAGGCAUCCGGGCAACUGGUGAACGAUACGGCAAGAAUCAUAUCUCCUCUAUACAAUUCUUCCCUCACCGAGUCGGGAUGUUUUUCAUUCUGGUAUCACAUGUACGGAGGAAUCACGAUCGGUAGGUUAAAUGUAUAUUUCAAAUACGAGACGAAUAAUACGUGGCUAUUGAUGUUCAACAAGGAGGGAGAUCAGGGGAAUCAAUGGUUGCAGGGUAUCUUCAAUCUGCCGAAAAGUAACGUUAGCUUUCAGAUUAUUAUAGAGGGUGUACGAGGUCUCACCUACAUAAGUGAUAUCGCGAUCGACGACGUGGCUAUAUUACAAGGAGACGAGUGCGUCGUUAAGAACAAUAUCACCGGUGUAACUGUGGGCGAUGAUGAUCAAGUCGAAGUGGUGAACGCGCAGCAAACCUGUAAAGGCAAAUGUGUUUAUUCGAUGACGGAGGCCGUCCACACCACUCCCAAGUAUGGACCGGAAAGUUGUUAUUGUACGUUUGAUUGCAUAGAACGUUCGAUGUGUUGCCCGGAUUACGAGGAAUACUGCACUGCAGUAUUCAAUUUAACCGAGCCGGUCAUGUCGACACUCUACGAAACCAAAGCGACGACUUCCGCGAGUCGGCAGGUGACAAGUCGGAGACCGUACAAUGCUAACGGCACGAGCACUACGAUUCACAAAUCGGGGUUUCCCAAAACUCCAUACUACAUCAAUACGAAGGAUUAUAUCGAUCCGAGAACUUUGAGCUCAUCGACGUCGCCAACUACGCGAAAAGUCAUGACCACGACAACACCGAAGCGUACGACUACGAGAUCGACGAAACGAACGACGACACCGUUCGCAAGACGAAAUCAAACGGGAUGGAAGCGAAUGACGUCUUCUGAAUACAUCGCCUGGACAACGGAACGCACGGAAGCUCAGGAUCGAUCUGAGUUGCACAGCGAAGAGCAGAAUCCGGAGAAGGUGAAGCACGACGGUAGAUUCGAUCCGCUGCUCGUCGGCAUAGUGAGCGCGACUGUAAUCGUGUUCUCCUUGACGCUCAUCAUCACGAUCGUCAUCAUCAGGAGGAGGAAGACUUACAAGAGAGGAAGCGGCUCGGCGCUCUCCGAGGACAGCGACGUGCGUUUCCUCACGUCGGACGAAAUACUCGACUUCAACUUAGCGCGACCUGUCGAGCACGAGGAACUGUAGUCCUGUAGUUGGACAAAUUUCUUCCACGAAUUGUGCCAAAUUUAUCGAUUAGCCGAACUAACGAGUUUACCGAGCCGACAAAGUCGAAGAGAUCUUACAAAGAGAUUACACGCAGGAAAUAUAAUAUCGCGGCCACGCGAUACGCGCGGUGCCCGAGAAAAAUGUGAUCGUUUUGCUUCUUUUUGCUCUUUUUUCAAAAACUUGUGUACGUUAAUUAUUUUACGCCAAUAGAUCGCAAGAAUAGUUGGUUUCACAUCUAUGGUUUACACAAGGAUAAUCGCUAUUACUGUCUUUCAAGCUUGUCGCUGCGUCAUCGCACAAGUGUCCUUCUUGCGCAUCUGACUCUUCGGAGACUUUGUAUAUCCGCAAUUUUUUAACACACUCGUUAUGAAAAGAUAGGCGAUUGAUUUCCUUGCAAAUACCGUUCAAUAUGAUAUACACGCGAUAUAUAACAAUAAUAAAUUAUUUUA
Messenger RNA from Harpegnathos saltator (Jerdon's jumping ant), 2582 nucleotides. Its product is annotated as MAM and LDL-receptor class A domain-containing protein 2. Gene Ontology annotation, cellular component: membrane. The record is from RefSeq and is a predicted model, not a curated record. The coding region runs from base 337 to 2112 and encodes 591 amino acids. The transcript has 10 exons. NCBI's taxonomy places the organism in Eukaryota, Metazoa, Arthropoda, Insecta, Hymenoptera, Formicidae.